AUGACUGGAUCUUCUCAAGACGCUUCCUGUAGGUCUGCUCCUAGUUUAGUCCCCUGCAUGUCUAAUCAAUAUUCUUUUUUAAAAAAACCCCCAAAACAAAUAAAAUCCGGAGACGCUGUUCUUUUUCCAUCAGAAACAUUCCUUUGCUGGUUUGGAAGAUGCAAAACAGUGUCUGUAGUUCUUGUGCGCUCAAGUACUAAGCACAGUGAGCCUUCCUGUUGAGUGGACACUUUUAGGGUCGUGCUGUUAAUGUUGUUUUAGCACGUGAAUUUGAAUUAAUGCCUAGACUAUUGUAGAUACAUGCCACAACCUGUAUGUAAGUUUAGCUGGGAAGAAGCUCUGUUGAAUUCAAAUGAGUUUUAUUUCUGAUUCUGCAGUAAUGUGUAAUGGUUACCUUCGGUUCCGCUUCUUCGAAUACUUGCAGUUUCUCCCUCCGCUCCAACAACCCCCCUCUAAAAUGUGUGUUAUGUGUGAAGUAUGAUAUCACACAGACUCAAAAUGAGUCAAGGGACCUUGGUUGUGCAUAAACACACUCCUUAGAGGAUUUAUUUACAAUUAAACAGGAUACAAAUUCUGUUAGCGAGAGAGAGAUAGAAGUUAGUGAUAUUUCUCAUCUUCCCUUUGUACAGAUAAAAACAUACAGUGGUUAUACCAUUUUACUUUCUAUUCUGGCUUUGCACAUAAAUGAUGGUGACUUGAAAAAAAUGAGGAAGCUUCCUUAUAAACUCGGGUCAUGUUGCACAAAUGUAAUAACUAAAAUCCUUCAGUGAAAAAAAGAAAAUUAAUAUACACAGAUAUAGGUGUCUGCUGAAUGGAUAAUUAUUCUUAUUCACAAGUUGUAUGUGCAACAAAAUAUAGCAUCAUGAGAUGCUUCUGAAAAAGUAUUUGAAGAACUCUAUUUAAUACUGCCCUGUAAUAGAUUUCUGCAGGAAAGUAUUUACUACCCAUUUCCCCCCAUGGAAGUUCAUGUAGGGUGGAAUGGGGAAAAGUGAGUAGACAUCAUUAGGAGAUUGGCAUACGUCUUUGGAAGCAGUUUUCCAAAAUAUCUGCCUUCUCAGGAAACAGGCAGAGGGGAGAUAUGUAGUUAUGCUUGAUUCCAAUUUAUCUGUUGGACUAUUUACACACACACACACACACACAGAGAGAGAGAGAGAGAGAGAGAGAGAGAAAGUAUCACAGUAUUUUAAGGCACAUGUCAGUAAUAGGGGAUGGAGCCCACUAAGCCAUUUAUCAGCAGGUAAAUUUAUCUCUCACAUCUAGGCCUUCUGCUGUAGGGUUCUGGAGUGGAGUGCUGCUGGAGGUCUCCCUCAUUCCUUGGCUGUAAACCUGCUCUGGAAGUUGCUCUUGUGAAGACCAGCUCUUCUUCACAGUCCUCUAUGGCAUCUGCUCUUAAGCAGAUUACUCAAGCUAAUUUUGUCCCUUUAAGAUUGACACAGGAGGAUUGCACAGAACAGUACGGCUUUUGUGAAUAUACUGGCUCUGACAUGUGUGAGAAGGUCCAAAAGUUGUUGCUAUGCCAGCACUUGACUUUCCCCAACCAGGAACUGCAGUGUUCUGACUGUGCUGAAACUUUUUUUCUGGUGGACUUUCAGAAAUGUCAACCUAUUUUCACACUUAGGAAUGUGGGUUUAGCUAUAGUUCCUGGGGAUCAUGGUUGAGCUUCAUGACAAGUGGUGCUUGUUUAUGUUUCUGCUGUAAUUAGGCCUUCAGUAUAGUCCUCUCAUGGACCUCUCAUCACCAGAGAAUGCACAUGGAAAAUUACUAGGCCUGAAUUAUUGCCCCUGCCCCCUGCUAUCUCCCUGUAAAUGGAAAGUUAAACAGUGGAGAUUCAACUCUGACAAAGGACUGUACUGUGUGUGUUAGGAAGAGCUCUGCUAAAUCACCCCCAAAGGCCUGUCUUCCUAGUCAAGAAUCCUGUUCCUCAAAGUGGCCAACCAGAUACCUCCUCGAAGCCCACAAACAUGGGCAAAUAACCCUCUCCCACUGCCAUUCAGCAGCAAGUAGUAUUUGGAAGUAUAUACCUUCAGAACAUAGAGGUUUUAUUUAGCCAUCAAGAGUGUUUGCCUCUCUCUAUGUGUUUGAAUAAUCUGUUGUUUAGCAAUUUGACUUUGCUUUAGUCUGUGACGUUGAUAAUGCCUUGUGGUAGUGUUGUUCUUGUAUGAUGUGAGUCUUUGUCUUCUUGUUAGCAGUAUACAUAGUGUUGCCUCUACCACAUCCUUCCUGUGCUGCAAGCUGUCUCUCUCAACAUCUGAUAUGUGGAGGGCCUUGCACUGUGCAGCUGAAUGUGUUGCACCUGUGCUCCUUUCAAAAGUAUGACUUGCAUAUCUGCUUUUCUCCUUGCAGAAAAGACCUAAGUUGAAAGACCUAAGUCCUUACAUGUGAUGUUUUCUGACCAGUGAGACAUACUGGCUGUCCACUACUUCUAGCAUGGCAAUACAUACCAUAAGCUGAAUGGACUGUCUCAAGUGGGACCUUCAGCAAAAUGUUGCAGUGUGUAAUACUUCCGUUGAAGAUACUUCAUUCCCACCUAUUUAUUUGUUUCUACUCCCCAAUAGUUAGCUUUCUGUGGCUGUUGAGCAUACUCAGCCCUCACCUAAUUGUUCUGGAUGUCCCUUGCCUUUAGGGUGUCCCCCCACCAUAUUUUGUACACACUACUGCAAACCAAGGCUACUGAUCUGCAUUGGUUCCAUGUGCAGUGGCACUCAUGGCUUGAACUUCGGUAAAAGAAUGAAUGAUUUAAAUUGUCUUAUUUAUUACAUUUUUUGUCCUGCCUCUUUCAUCCAAGUAGCUCAAGGUGUACAUGAUUCUUUUUUGCAUUUUAUUCUUACAACCCUGUGGGGUUAAGCUGAGAGAGAUGCACCUCAUCUACACUAAACAUUUAAAGCACUAUGAUGCUAUUUUAAACAGUAAUGGCUUCCCCCAAAGAAUUCUGGGAACUGUAGAUUGUUAAGUGUGCUGAAAUUUGUUGGGAGAUCCCUAUUUCCCCUCACAGAGCUACAAUUCAGAGUGGUGUAUCAUUCCCUCUUCCGAGGGAACUCAAGUAAUUUUAGCUCUCUGACCAGAAUAGGGGGUCUCAUGGCAACUCCCAGCAACCUUAAGAAGCCACAGUUCCUAUGAUUCUUUGGGGGAAGCCAUACUGUUAAAAGUGGUAUGAUAGUGCUUUAAAUAUAUGUAUGUGGCCUUAUUGUCAAGGUUAAUGUUCUAACUAGUGGUUUGUUUAUAUUUUAGAUAAACACAUGGAAAAUGGAGGAUGGAAGAAGACAGUUGUAAGUAUAAGGCUUCCCACUCCCCCCAAUAAAGGCAAUGUUAUUGAUAUUUGAGAUAGUUAUAAAAUGCGUAGAAAGACACACUUUGAAUGCAGAAGUAUGAGCUUAGCUUUUAAUACCUUCAGUCAUAAGGGAUGGAAAUAAUUGUACGUUGUUGUUGUUGAUUAAUUCUUAUUAAAUAUUUGAACUGGACAAAUACUAUGAAGGCAUUUCGCCAAAAGGAACUUCUGAAAUAGAUGCUGGCAGCUGCCCGGAUCUUUAUAGCACAACAGUGGAAAUCGUUUAAAAAGAUCUGACUAUAUCCUUAUGGUAUAAAAAUCUCUGGAAUUUAGUUAUUGCAGGAAAAAAAAUAACACAUAAGUUAUACUCUCUAGGGGAAAGAAAGAUCCUGAUCAUUUCUACUCCGUAUGGUGGGGUUUUAUUUCAGAUAGUUUAGUUUCAGAUUUACAGGUACCUCUCCUCAGGUGUGCCUAGAGAAAUACGUAUGUUGUCAUUUUAAGUAGGGUGUUAUUAUUUAACAUAGGUUUUGUAUGCUGUGCCUUUAGUUGGAUAUAUUACUGAGUUUUUGUUAUCGUUUUUCUCCUUGUUUCUAUAAUAAAUUGAAAACUAAUAAAGUUUUCUUUUAAAAAAACCAAAUCUCUUCCUCUGAAGCAUCUCAGAAGUGAUUCCACAAUACAAUAAAAACAUAUAAAAACAAUUGCAGCUAUACAAACUCUUAAAACCAUGGCAUGCAUAAAACCAGUUUCAGAUCAAUACAGAUAACUGGUUGGGAUAAAAAUCUCCACAUAGGAGACCUGUUAGAAAAUUUGUUGCAAGUCUUCAACAGGUGCUGAAAAGACAGUAGAGACAGCAGCUGUCUGAUACGUAACAGGAGUGUUUUGAAAAGGUUUAAGUGCUCCACAUGUAUGAACGCACACUAAAAAUCAAGUAUAAAGUGAGAUAGUAUAGUUAUCUCCAUUUUACAGCUGGGGUGACAGAGGUGGUGAGAGAGCGUGGCUUGUGUUAGGUGCUCAGUAGAAUUCCCAGUGCAGGCUCUGAGCUAGGACUCAGACCCUACCUAUUGACUGCAGCCCUUCCUAUAUUAUAUUUGAUACAUUUUGGAAGAACAUACAAAAUACUCAACUAUCCUUUUACCACAGACUUCAGUGUAAAAAAAAUCCUUGUGAAACAGUACUAUACAUCUGCAAAAGAUUGCCGGAUUGCGAGCCUGAUGUGGGAGAGCAAAAUUGCUGAUUUUCACUGCUCUAGUUUGAGAUGGUUGGAUAGUGUCUUCUGACCAAACUGCGGGAGGCAGUGGAAGACAGAAGUGCCUGGCGUGCUCUGGUCCAUGGGGUCACGAAGAGUCGGGCACGACUAAACGACUAAACAACAACAACAAAGUUCCAGGCUGGCACAGCAGAAUGGCCUGGGAUUUGGUCCAUUGCUGGUGGCUGAAUUGGCUUAGGAUGCAGUGGCUCCUUGGUCUGCUCAGGUCUUGCCUCUCUCUCUGUCUCUGAAACACCCCAUUUCAUGGAGCCAUGCCGGUUACUGACAGCAAAGUUUCUGCUGAUGGUAGCUUCUCCCCUAUCCACAAUAUCAUUGGGUGCAGAGAAAUCUCUUCCACAUCCUAAGCCCCACUCCAGUGCAGUGGAUCAGGGAUUAAGAUUGCUCUCCCUGCUCAUCAUGGCUUUCAGAAAACCAAACAGUGCAUUUUCCGUUUGCAACAUGUGCAACUGUAAAACACUUGUGAAACAUACAUUCAGAAGAGGAGAGAAGUUAAAGCAAAAACACAGAAGUGACUUGUUAGUCUUUUUUAACUCGUAAAAAGGUAACUUAUGGAUGCCAAGAUACGUACAGAAAAGUGUAGAAUUCGCAGAGGUGAGAAGUUUACUUUUGCACCAUUAUUCACAUUCUCCUUAGGGGAGGAAUUCAUUUCUCAGCUUUUCCUCCACUAAAGUUUUGAGCAGCACUUCUGUUUGCAAGUCUUUUGUUCGCUGACAUUUAAUAUUGUGUAUUGUUUCCCCCCACCUGUCCUACUAGAUCUGCAUCGAGGGGAAUAUUGCAAGCGGGAAGACAACAUGCCUGGAUUAUUUUGCCAAAAAUACCAGCGUUGAGGUGAUGUGUUUUGAGAUUUCACACAAGUUUUCUGAUGAUGUUUGAUCUUAGGUCACAUCUGCACCAUGCAUUUGAAGAACAUCAAAAGCAGAUGGCUUGCUUCAAAGAAUCCUGGGAAUUGUGGUUUAAAAGUGCUGGGAAUUGUUGCUCUGUGAGAGGUAAACUACAAUCCCCAGGAUUCUUUAGGGGCAAACAUUGUACUUUAAAUGUAUGGUGUGUAUGACCCAAGUCAGGCUCUAAUCCAAAAUACGUUUAAUGAAGAAGGAAGCCCUGAUAAGUUUCUUUGAGUUAAGCACGCUUAGGAUAUGGUUUCAGAUUUAUCCCUUAAAUUUCUUUGCAUUCAUUCAUUCAUUCAUUCAUAAAUAAAUAAAUAAAAUGUUGGUGAAUUCCAGUAGAUGGGAACUGGUUUUCCUGGAAAACUACACAGAGCAGGGACUAAAAUUGCCUCUAGGCUAGCAAGCGAAAUAGGGAGCUCAGUUGUCACCUAAUGCAGGAGUACAUUACAUUCCACCCCCCCCACCACCCAUAAUCUGCUGCAAAUGGAGUGCAAACACAGGAUCUCUUAUCACAUCUAAAUUAAGCUUUAAUUGUUAAGUGAUCCUGAGUAUCUUGAAGAAGCAGCCCUUAAGUGGCUAUGUUUAGCUUAGAGAAGAGAAGACUGAAGCUGGGACAUGACAGCACUCUUCAGAUUUUUUGUUUAUUUGAACCAUUUAUAUGCUUCUUCUACAAUAGCAUCCAAGCACAUUACAAGAUACGAUACAAAAAAAUACAAUCCAUUAAAACCAUAAAGUCAAACAUUAAUUACAAUGCCUGCUGGAAUAAAAAUGUCUUCUGUAGGUGCCAGAGGUUCACCAGGGGAGGGGCCUGUCUGACCUCAACCAGAAGGGAGUUCCACCAGAACUAACUGCAUGGCUCCUGGUGCUUCCAAGCCACGCAUCUAGCCAUGGGGGGAACACCAACAGUGACUCACCCCAAUCUCCAGAAAGUACAGCCCCUGGAAGGGCUGCUGCAUUAAAGAGGGAAGAGACUGUCUGAAAUGAGAGGAUAUAAUGAGCGUAGAUUACAGGAGGUUAGGUUUUUGAUUGAAGCUUUGUGAUGGUAACAGCGGUUUGAGAAUGGAACCAGUUACCCAGCAGAGGGUUCACUUCAGGCUGAAUAGCCCCUGGAUUUCCAGCAUCAAGCAAGCAGUUGGAUUAAAUAGCCUACAAGGACCUUGUCAACUUUGUGAUUGAAUUAGGAAUUUGGGGAAAGGCUGUAGCUCAGUGAUAGAGCGCCUGUCACUCAAAGCAUGCGGUCAAGCACAACCCCUGCGAAAAAUGCUCCCAUUAUUAAAGCAAGUCACCCAAACUAGCUAAAACUGAAGGCAGCAUCAGAAAAGAAAGAGCCAGAGCUAAUAACAAAUUAAGCAAAACCAAAAAUGUUUUAUCCUUCAUUUUAAUUUUUAUAAAUUUCACACUCAGGUGUUGACUGAACCAGUAUCUAAAUGGAGGAAUGUUCGUGGUCAUAACCCUCUGGUAAGCUAUCUAAUAGCAAUAAUAAUACCAAAAUAAUGAGUUACUGUUGUUUCGUAGGCAUGGUUUUGUUGUUUGAACAUUAUGUGGGUUAUGGUGGUGAUUUGAAACAAAAAUAAACUUCAGCUGUGAUCCUGCUGUCAUAAUGCUGCUGCCUCAGUUGCUUGGUUUAGGAAUGAAAAUUGUUGAAUAGAUAACGUCCCAUGUCCUGCCUUAAUUGUUGCGCCCACUAAAUGACUGUGCCAUUGCUUCAUCUCCUGGAGCUGCUAGUAAAUAUAAUCCAUUUGACAAGGAGAUAAUAAAAGGUAUUAUGGAGUAUGAUAUGCCAUAUGUGCCUAAGGUUGCCCUACUUGGUUAUCUGAAAAAAAUCUGAUUUUGAAUUCAUAGGGAAGGGCUGUAGCCCAGGAGCAGAGGAUCUGCUUUGCAUGCACAAAGUCCCAGGUUCAAUCCUGAGAAUCUCCAGAAAGGACUUGUCUGAAAAUCCUGAAGGGCCAAUAGCAGCUGACAAUACUGAACUUGAUGGACCAGUGGUCUUGCUCUGUAUACAGCAGCUUCCUAUGUUCCUAUGACUUGGAGCUCAUUAUAAUCAGACAUUCCACAGCAGCUCAUUGGGAAUCUUUAAGAGCUCCUCCCGUAUAGCAUUGUUAUGGACCAAGAUGGUUGCUUAUUCUGUCCUGCCUUCUGAGCUCCUUUGGGAGGGAGGCCUGGAAUAUAAAUUUAAUGAAUAAAUAAUAAACCAAGAACUCUUUUAUUUUACGAGCAAAGGAAUCACAAGAAAUAGAUCUAUCUAGAAAUGGAGUUUACUUGUAAAUCACUGAAAUAAUAAUUUCCAAGGUAAUAUUUAUAUAUAUAUAUAUAUCUCCAAGCUUUAUUUUCUGUCAUACGGCUUCACUUUAUUUUGUGAUAAUGCCGCCAGACAUUAUUCUAACAACUAUGAAAAUGCAAUGAAAAUAGUGAGGAAAGCAAUGCUGCUUCUCCUUCUUUCAGGGCUUAAUGUACCAAGACGCAUCCCGCUGGGGGAUAACAUUACAGACUUACGUGCAGCUGACUAUGUUGGACCAGCAUAUAAAGCCAAUGGUGGGUUUUGAACUACAUUUGUUUCUUUUAACACUAGACCAGGAGGGGGAAACCUUUGGGCUCUGGGGCUGAAUGCACAUCUCAAGACCUCUUGCUGGUCCUGCUCUGUGCCUUCCUCAAGAGCUUUUGCCUGGCUGGAAUGUGUCCUUGAAUUGGUUGAAAUGGUUCUUGCUUGGCUGGAUGGAAUGACGCGUAGGAGUGUAAAAACACCUGGUUUUUGCCUGGCUGGAAUGCAGCCUACUGUGCAAAGGUCAGAAAUUGGUCAGCAAGGCCAGAAAUCCAAACAAACAUAUUGUUCUAAAUCCCCAUUUUUGGGAGGCCUGGUUGCUCUCCUUUGGAAAGGCAUUCCGUAAGGUGGGUGCCACCAAUAAAAAGGCCCUGCUCCUGGUUGCGGCAUUUGGAACAAGAUCUCAUAUGAUAUCAUGCAGGAAGAAAUACAUGGAAGAAGGAGGUCCUUAAAAGUUCCUAGGUGCCAAGUCAGUUAAAACCAGCACCCUCAACAGAGUUCUUAUGUUGCUCUGUAGAACGAGAUGCACACCAGACUGCCUGUGGUCUAAGAGGCCCACUAUGACCACAGAUUGGUGGGCAUGAGGGAUGGUGCCCUCUCAGUAGCAGCUCCUUAACUAUGGAACUUCCUUAAAGCCCUUGCCUUUAAGCCCUUAAAUGGACACAGACUAUUCAUUUGCUUCAGGUAGGUUUUUUUUGGGGGGGGGAUAAUAAGUUGCUGUGGUCCUAUAGGUUUCUUUUACUGUAAAAAAAAAAGUAUUGGCUGGUUUUAAAUAGCCAUAGUGUGCUUCUUGAUCUGUUCCUGAUAUAGCUGUUUUUCAUGAAUCUAUGACAUUUCCCGCCCCCCCCAAUAGUAUUGUAUUCUGCCUUUCGUAAUCCAUUUCCUGUUACAGUUUCUGUAUCAGUACUGUGUGGAUGCCCUCCCUUGCGACAGGGGUAAGGAAAUGGCUAAAUGUCUCUUGAAAUCCCUCAAUUUGCAGAUUUCACCCAUUAGAAUGAUGGAGAGGUCAAUCCACAGCGCCAAAUAUAUUUUUGUAGAAAACCUUUACCGAAGGUACAGUACCGAGUGUUUUUUUUAAAUUCUUGGCUUGUGUUUACAUUUUGAAAUGUUAGAACCAUGCUUUUAGCUUAUUGUCUUGCAUUGGGUAUCUGAAAUUUUGCUGUAUUGUGUUAACUACCUCAAUCCAGCAUAGUGUGUUUUUUAUUUGCUGAUGCAAAUGCCAAGUAAAGGUUAAGGUGGAAACCUGCUCCUUUUUAUGUUCUUGAGAUUCAAGAUUGUCAUGUACAAAAUAGAUUCUGAAUAUUUCUGAUGAUCAGGCAUGAUUGCUGUGGCUUUAUGUAGCCAAAAUGAUACCACCCACCCACAUGGAGAAGCUAUGGCAGCCUCAGGGAAAUGGCAAGGUUUGCAGAGGUUCAUACAAAACUUUUAACAGAAAAAUCCUUUAGGGCAGAACUCCUCCCCCCCCUUUAAAAAUACCCCCAGCCCAAUGAGAACUGAAUAGUUUCAGUGGAUACUGAAUGACUAUUGGGGGUGGGUUGGGGUGUUCAUCAGAAAACGGGAUGGGUGGAAUUAGUAAAAUGGAGGAAGGCAUGAUUGGCUAGAAGCCUUAGAAUGGAAGCACUCCACGCUGCAGCAUUUUGUUGCAGGUCUCACUAGUGUAUUCUGAAUAAGGAUACCUGAUGCAAGAACAUGUGUUUCUCAGUUGGAGCCUGCCACCCACAGUGGCUACAAUUGACGUGCAAAUUUUUGUCAGUUCCUUGUGCCAAAAUGUGCAUGCUAGCUGCUAUUGCUGCUGCCAUGCUGUCAUGUGACUCUGUGCUGAACAAGAAUUUAUAUUCCUGCUUGAAAAGACCCCAGAAUUAAUGCAUUUCUUUGGAAGGGGUAAAGGCACCUGCCUGUUAAUCCACAAGGUGGCAUCUGUGCUACAUAGUCUCUUUGCUGAUUUUCUGAAAUGUGCUGGUUUUAUUAUGCAAAAAUAAAUCGGAAAAGUUCAGUGUUUGUCCAUGGUCUGUUGCGGGGUGGGGGUGGGCGAAUAACACUUGCUAUUUCGUUUGCAUGUUAAAACAUUCAUUUGCAUUGCUUUUUAUAUAUUGGGCAGAACAUGCAAGCCUGCUGACAGUCUUGUGUGAGCUUAGAGUCUGCAGAUAUUAUUACUGUUUUCAAAAUUGCCUUAAGAGAGUUGGCAGGGCCGGCUCUACCAUUAGGCAAAGCAAGGCAGCUGCCUCAGGCAGCAGAUGCCAAGGGGCAGGCAACAACCGUAAGAUGUCCGAGAACAAUGUUGUGAAAGCCUCACAGGCUUUGUUAUACCUCAUGAACUAGCCUACUGCCCUUGGGUGCAGUGCAUGUGCUCUCCUAUCAUUAGAAAGAUUUAACUACCUGUCCCUUUGGCUUGUGUACAUUGAUUUUUAAGGGGAUGGGGAGAGAGUUGUGCUAUCUUGUCUGCCUCAGGCAGCAAAAUGGUCUUGAACUGAGGAAUGGCCUGUUUAGCGUUCGUGUGUUUAACUUCAGGAAAGAAGUAAUGGAUUUAUUGGAUUCAGUGCAUCAGGCUGCAAUGCAGAAAACCUAAUGUGUUUUAAUCUUCCUUUAUGCUUGAUUCAGAAGCUGCAGGUGAUGCAGAAUGCUGCAGUACAAUAGCUGACAGGAGUGAGACCCUGUCAGUGCCUGUGCUCAGAGACCUGCACUGGUGGCUAGUUAGGGCUAGCCUGCUAGACUGCUAGCAGGGCAAGGUCAAGCCCUAACACCUUGGGACCAACUUACCUGAGAGAUUGCUUUACCCCAUAUAUGUCAACUGGGAUUGCUUUGAUCUAUGGAACUGGCUGUGUUGCAGGUGCCACAGAAUGCUUGUUCUGCAUUUGUAAGAACUUGACCUUUUCAUGUGGCAGAACCCUCCCUUUGGAACUCCCUGCCUAUUGAUGUCAGAUUUGGCACCAGCUAAAAACAUUUUUGUUUAGACAAGGCUACCUAGAUAUGUAGAAUAUUAAUGUGUUUUAAUCUGUGUUUAGCUUAUCACUCAUUUUAAUCAUUAAUGUUUGGAAUAGCUGUUUUUACUGAUAAUUUUAUUGUUUUACUCUUUUCGUAAACCUCUUUGUUUGUCUGGUGUUUUUUUUUAAAAAAACUAUUGAGUGAUAAAUAAGUUUUAUGAAAUAAACAGUGAAAAUCAGCAUUUCAGCCAAAGAAUAUUUAAGGCUUUUGAAAGGGAUAGAGGAUGACUUAAAGAUGAAGAGGAUAAAAACCCUAAAAUUACUCCACACCACCUCCAUUUGUGGAUUUUGAAACACAAAUUGUGUAUAGUUGCAGAUAAUAUUGUUUUCAGACCUGUUUGAAAUCAAUCCAGUGAAUGUGUUUGAUACACCAGUCAGCUUGUAUAGAAAUAUUUUGGCUCGUUUGUGAUUUGGUUAGAAGUCAUUGCUGGUUUACAGUGAGGGUUUCCAAGGAGACAGAUGCAAAUUGUGUGUGUGUGCGUGUGUGUGUUGCCUCAGGAUGGCACCAUCUGUUGUAUAACAGUGAAAGCUCUCUUUAAAAAUAUUUUUUAUUUAAGUUGCACAGCUCUGUACAUUUCCCGAGAUAUAACCAUAUUAUGUGUCUCUUCUUUACAGUGGGAGAAUGCCGGAGGUGGAUUACGUGGUAUUGACAGAAUGGUUUGAGUGGAUCAUAAAGAACAUGGAUGUUUCAGUUGAUCUGAUAGGUAAAGUGCUUAUGCUUUGGAAGCCGCCGCCCCCCAUCGCUUUCUUUGCCUCCAGGUUACUAGUUGAGCUGGCCAGAUGUGGUAGCAUUUUAGGCUUACCUUCUGCCAUCAACUAUCCUGUGGGAAGGAUUCUUGGAGAGAGAAGGGCAGAGGUAAAGGCCACCUCUAAGCCUCCUGUACCUGAACUUUCCUCUCAUCCCACCAGGAUCACUGUGAAGCGGGAGGGGUGGGGGGAGAAGACAUUAGGGCCUGAUCCAGGUGAACUCUCCCUUCCCUCCUCCGCUGCCCUGUGAGAAGCAUUCUGACAUUUUACGUAUUGAUCUUAUUCUGUUUGUGUUUGAUAAAAAUAUAGUUUAAUGCUACUUGUAAACUGUAUUCUUGACGUUCUCUAGAUUUGUAAAACACUGAAAAGCCUAUUUAGACAUUAAGUGAUAUUAAGUUAAUAAAUAAUAAUACAAGUGACUCUCAGCUUGUGCGGGGAUUAUGUUCCAGGGGAUAGUGCAGAGAGCCAAAAUCCCGUUUAGUCAAAAUACAUUGGGUUCAAAGUCAGAUGCGAUUGCCAAAGUCUUUUUUUUCUUGGAUGCCUGCCCCAUUUGUAAAAAAAUAAAUAAAUUGCCAAAUGCGUAAAGCUGAAUGUGCACAAGUUAAACGUGUGUAAACUGUGAGAUACCUGUACUAGAUUUGUAAAUGAGAUACCCGAUAGGCUGGGUGUAGGUUUUUUCCUGAACUCUAAGCCAGAAACGUAACUCAUCUCCGAGCCUUCAAGAGCAGGACGGACAAUUCAAAACCCCUUUCUUUUUCUUUUAAAUGAUAGUUUAUCUACAGACCUCUCCUGAGACAUGUUAUGAGAGACUGAAGAGAAGAUGCAGGGAAGAGGAAAAGGUUAUUCCUAUGGUAAGGAGGGAGUCUUCCAGCAUUUUGGAAUGAACUCACCCAAAGGGCCUUUAAAGGCUAACCACACCAGAACUUGGCAGGGUGGAAGAAGAAUGGAAAGAAAAUGAAGCCUUAGUGCAAGGUGUGCGUUCUCUGUGCCGGAGGUAUCAGUCUGGAAGUUUUUUCCAAGUCUAUUGCUCCUGUGAUCUUGACAAGAUUCCAUAACGCCCCCUCCCUCAACUUAGGAGUUAGGCUUGGAUAAAAUGAGAGGCUUUCCUCAAGCCAGAUUGCUGCAUGGGAGAGAUCUGUGGGGAUGGAUGUAAUGUGCCUCUGUAGAAAGGGAAUUCCACAACUUAGGGGCUGCUCUAGAGAAUGUCCUUUAUUGUCUCCUCCCACACAAGCUGCUGAGUGUGGAGGAACAAUCAAGAUGGCUGCCUCUGCUGACUAGCACCCAAGAGUGUCUGUGGUGAAGGAGGUGGUCUUUCAGAUAUUUGAGGCCUGAGUCGUUGAGGGCUUUGAACACCAAUGCGAGCACCUUGAAUUGGGCCUGGAAACAGUGCAGCUGUUUUAAAGCUGAGCUUAUAUGUAAACUAAAAGGAACCCCGGCCUGUUAUCUGGCUGCUGCAUUUUGGACCAGUUGACAUUUCCGAGUCGUCUUGAAGGGGAUCCCCACAUAGAAUGCUUUGCAACAAACUAGUCUCGAUGUUACCAGAGCAUGGAGUACAGUGGCCAGCUUUGAGUGUGCAGGGGAGGGGGAGGGGGGUUCCCCCACUUGCUUUGAUGGGGAAUGGAUGAAGAGAGGAACACCCAUUGCUGGCAUGCAGCUCCUAGGAGUCUAAACAGGCUGAAAAAGAUUCCCCACCUGUGUCCUAGAGUUUUGUGUCUACUGCAUGAGUGGGGGAAUUUUUUCCCUUUCAUGGGACACCUUCCAGAGGCUGCAUACGGAUGUUGGGUGUGGCCAGACAAACACCACUCGUCGGCCUCCAUCCAAGAGGAUUAUCGUACCUCCAGGGACAUUCCAGCCUAGAAGGGAGGGCACAGAACAGGGCUAGUGAGGAGGAUGGCCUUGGCCAAAUAAAGGGCUGGAUAAAAAGGCCCGGAGGGCCGCAUUUGGUUCCCCGACCUGAGGUUCCUCAUAUAUUGUAAAGAAAACAAAAUAUUUUCUCCUUUUUCGGACAGGAAUAUUUAGCAGCUAUUCACCAGCUCUAUGAAGAGUGGCUCAUUAAACAAACAAUGUUCAAAGUUCCUUCGCCGGUUCUUGUAAGUAUAUAUUAAUGUUGAGUUUUUAAGCCAACCCCUUCCUUUUUGGGGGUUUAAUGCCAGCACACACACCUUGCCCAGCCCAGCCCAGCUGACCUUCCAGGGCUUUUCAAGCUUUUGACUGACUCUCCAGGAAGCUGGAGAAAAUUUCAUUUGAUGUCUGCAGUGAGCAGUGAUGUCUGCACUUCCUUAAGUCUUUAAAGCCACCCUAAAUGUUAGCAUCAAUACAAUGUUUAAUGACAUCACCCACAGCUUCUGAAUGACACACUUCAAAUGUUUGGUUUCUUUUCGAAGGUGCUUCAGGCUGACCACGACCUACAGGAUAUGAUGGAAAAAUACGAAGAGAAUCAGGACCGAAUAUUAACCCUUUGCACCAGGCAGCAUUGUGUAUAG
This is a messenger RNA of Podarcis lilfordi (Lilford's wall lizard), 14166 nucleotides long. NCBI's taxonomy places the organism in Eukaryota, Metazoa, Chordata, Lepidosauria, Squamata, Lacertidae. The record is from the annotation of a GenBank genome assembly.